UCUUUUUGCGGAGAAGUAGAGACAAAAAUGGCCGGCAAAGAAGAUUAUAGAAUAUUUGUGGGAGGAUUAUCAUGGGAAGUCACUGAACGACAGCUCGAGACUGCGUUUAAUCGUUACGGAAAAAUCGUCGAGUGUCAGACUGUUCAAGAUCAAUUAAAUUUCAUUGAUUAGUUUAAGUUGGAUGGAUUGUUCGUAAUUCUUUUGGGUGCAGAAAUACUGAUGUAUAUGGUUUACGGAAGAUAUCGAAAUUAACUUUGUCGUCUUGUGAGUACUUUGCUGGAAAUUAUGUUAUUUGAGGAAAAAUUAAGAAGAUAAAUCAGGUUUUUAAGUGAUGAGCAUACGCAUGAAGUGAAACUUUAAACCAAUUUUGUUGAUUUAAGCAGCUAUCUGAUGAAUUCUUUCACAAGUGAUUUCAGUGUCACAAGGAUCAUCAUUUGGCCCUUUUUGGAAGAAUACUUGCCUUGUAGUUCAACUGGAUUCUAUUUGGACAAAGUUAAUUUGGACAAAAAUGGUGAAAGAAGAUCUAGUUGCACCUAUUUGAAGAUUUAGCCUGAAUUCUUGCAGAAUGCUGUAAAAAUGGUCUAUUUGGCAGCCUCUAUUAGCUUGGUACUAAGGUAUACUCAAGAUGUGUAUUGUAGUUGGCAAAAAUGUUCAUGUACGGUCUAAAAUGGAUGUGGAUAAAAUUUCUUGAGCCGGAAAAGUUGUCAUGUUACAUCUUCCUUGGAUACAAGUUAGCAGAGAUCUAUGUUAAAAUAUUUGCUUCUCUAAGAACUCUGAUGGACACAACCGUGAAAAUCUCCCCUUUAUCGAUUUGUGGAAAUCUACUUUUUUGUUUCAUUGUUUUCAUCUCUUCCACUCCCCUUUUAUUUGGAAAUUCUUCAUACCUAAUGCUCAGCCUGCAUAAUGUGCAUGAAAUUUGAACUCAGUCUGACUAAGUGUGAGAUUUUGUUCAUGAAUUUGCAUCCUUUUAUGGGAAGGAUUUAACUGAUAGUAGAAUCCUUGAGUAUAGUUUGUCUGCUCUGUAUGGAGGUGACUCAUGAUAUCCAAGGCUCCUUUUCAUCAUUGCAAAUAGGUUCAGUUCCUGCUUACUGGAUAGAACAAGAUUGUGUUGCUGGAUUUAUUAGCUUGGUGGCAUGUAUGAAUUCUGCUGUUGCUUUAAGAGAACAUAUAUGGAUCAGUACCCUCACUUUAUAGUUCACCUGCUUUGUGCAUAUUAAAGUUAUCCUGUUAUUGCUGUCAGUUUGUUUUCUUUCUUCAUUGUUCAUGUCCAAUGUUGUUGUUGAAGGCCUCAGAAGCCAUAAACUGUACAUGAUUGCUUUGAUGUUCCAGAACUGCAUUCUGCAUGACAGAGGACAGAUUUAGGGAUGUCUCAGCGCUUUCAGAAGCCUUCUAGUUUACUGAUGGUUCCCUCAUCUGUUAAAAUUGCAAAUGAGACUUAGUAGCGAGUUAGAGAUGAUUUUAGCCAUCAGAAAGGUUCAUCCUGUUUAGCCUGCAGCUGUUGGAUUCUUGUUAGCUGGUGAAACUCUUUCUUGUCUCUCCCUGUAUUGCUAGUUUUUCAUCCAAAUGUCACCUUCCUACAAAAGGGUUCCAUUGUACCUUUACGAGCACAGUGAUUGACAGUUUCAACAUCCAAAUGGUUAUAUUUGUGUGAGUAUAUAACCAUUUCAGGGUAAAAGAUGUGGUCUAAGUGCAUGUAGAUUCAUGACUGAAUAGCUAUGUGUCAGAUUUGUUUCUGGAAGAUGUUCUUUGUUCUUUUUGUCUGUUUUGCUGUAGGCAGAGCGUGAACAAUUUUAUUGUUUUCUGCCAUGUUUGAGUUAGUCAUUUUUUAAGCCAGUAACUGAAUGAUUAUCUUCUGAAGAUGGGAUCAAACUGAUGGAAAAGUUUUCUGUAUGAUAAAUAAAAUAAAGGUAGCAGAUGACUGGUCAUUAUCUUCUUCACUGCCAAAAGAUUGACUGUAUAACAUGUUCUGAUCUGGAAGAUGAAGUUGCUGUUUACAGUGCCCUGUAUGAUAAUUUGUGAGUGGUAACUUAGUGAUAUUCAGUAGAAAGUCCAGCAGUGGUGGCCAGCCUAGGUAAAUGUAGUGAUAUUAUCAGGGUUAAUUUCUGCAUAAAGUUUCAUGGCUGCUGCAUUGCUUUUCCAUUUUGGAACUUGGGGGCUGGUAUCUCAGAUUUUAUGGGAAAUAGAGAUUAAAGUUGAUUCUUGAUACAUUUAUUAGAUGUCAGAUACCAUGUGCAGAUUCUUCUUUUUCCUAUAAGAACUCUUUGCAUCAAACACAACGGAAUAACAAUCUGGAAAUUAUGAUGGAAAGAGAUACAGGUCGUCCACGCGGAUUUGGAUUUAUUACAUUUUCAGAUCGUAGGGCCAUGGAGGAUGCUAUUAGAGAGAUGCAUGGGCGAGAGCUUGGUGAUCGUGUCAUCUCAGUGAACAAGGCUCAACCCAAAGCGGGAGAUGACUUAGAUCAUGGCUACAGAGGGGGAGGGUACUCCUCUGGUGGCGGCGGCGGCAGAGGAUAUGGAGGAGAGAGACCUGCGGGGCAAGAUGAGUGCUUCAAGUGUGGGCGCUCAGGGCACUGGGCCCGAGAUUGCCCUUCAGCUGGUGGCCGAGGUUCGGGUGGGAGUUCAUUCCCUUCACGUCCUAGGUUUGGAGGGGCUGCUGCCACUGACCGUGGUGAUCGCUUUGGAGGUGAUCGUGAUCGGUUCGUGGAUGACCGAUAUGACGGUGGACGAUUUGGUGACAGGGACCGCUACGAAAGCAGAGACAAAUAUAGCCGUGAUCGCUAUGCCAGUGACAGGUACCCGCCAAGUGAAGAUCGCUUUGCAAGUGACAGGUAUGGUGGUUCAGAUCGUUAUGCAAGUAAUGGUUAUGGUAGAGACAGAAGCUAUGAGAGGGAUGCUGUUACACGAGGAGGCAGCGAUAGGUAUGGAAACGGAGGGCCAGCACGAAAUGACAGGAGCUACAGGAGUAAGCCAGGUCCUUAUGAACGGCCAAGCAGGGGAGGGCACUCAGCUUCAUUUGAUCGCUAUUAAUUGUCGGAUUUUUAUUAGCUUUUUGAAACUCAGUAGUUGCCUGAGGCUAGAUAUUUUGCUUCAUCUGUUAUGUAGGAUGAUACAAGUUUCUUUUCUCCCCCACUUUCUAAUUUGAAAUAUUUCUUAUCUAUGAAUAGCAGGAUUUGUGUUCAUAAUUUUAUUAUUUCUUUUA
This is a messenger RNA of Mercurialis annua (annual mercury), 3198 nucleotides long. RefSeq names its product glycine-rich RNA-binding protein RZ1C-like. NCBI's taxonomy places the organism in Eukaryota, Viridiplantae, Streptophyta, Magnoliopsida, Malpighiales, Euphorbiaceae. Gene Ontology annotation, molecular function: RNA binding; zinc ion binding. The record is from RefSeq and is a predicted model, not a curated record. Bases 2298 to 3026 code for a protein of 242 amino acids. The transcript is spliced from 4 exons.